AUGAAUUCAUCUUUUUGGUUACCAUCUCCUCUACCAUACACAGCUAUUUAUUAUCCACCAAUUCCAUCAUUAUUCAUCGCUCAUGGUUUUCCGGCAAUACUUCCUACGGUACUGAAAUCAGCUGUUCCGCCGUUAUCGUCAUCAACAUCAUCAUCAUCAUCGUUACCUCAGCAAUUGAAAAUUUCGGAAUCAGCUCAACAACUAAAAUCUUCAGAAACUGUACCAAAAAAGCGUUCAUCGAAAUUAUUUCUCGUCGAGAGUUUACUCCCAUCAGUUGCUGAGAAAAAAAAAAGCACGCCAUCACCGUUAAGCGUCACAACAGUAGAAUGGAUAAAUGGUGGAUAUGGUGUAAAAAAUCCGAUGCUACAAAGUUACCGUACACCGGAUAUUGAUACUACUCCUGAUCCGGCUUCUGAACCUGGUUUAUUGACAUGCCGAAUAUGUGGCAAGAAAUUCGCAUUACAAAGGCUUUUAAAUAGACAUGCAAAAUGCCAUUCAGAAAUAAAACGAUAUUUAUGCACAUUUUGCGGCAAAGGUUUCAAUGAUACAUUUGAUUUGAAGAGACACACACGAACUCAUACAGGUGUUCGACCAUAUAAAUGUGAUCAAUGUGAGAAAUCAUUCACACAACGAUGUUCAUUAGAAUCACAUCUUCGUAAGGUACACGGUACACAACAUAAUUACGGUUAUAAAGAACGACGAAGUAAGGUAUUUGUAUGUGAAGAUUGUGGCUUCACGGCUCCGGUAUUUGAUCAGUACAUACAGCAUUUACAAUUUAAUCAUCCAUUUAGUCCACAACUAAUCAAAUUAACAUCCACUGGUGCAUUAUCCAAAUAUCACCGGUCAAGCAAUCAUCGAUCAUCUUCUAUAUCAUUUCCAACUAGUACAUUUGGAACUUUCCAUAGAUAA
Messenger RNA from Acanthocheilonema viteae, 909 nucleotides. Lineage: Eukaryota; Metazoa; Nematoda; Chromadorea; Rhabditida; Onchocercidae. The record is from the annotation of a GenBank genome assembly.